Molecule: messenger RNA, 891 nt
Organism: Pseudogymnoascus destructans
Lineage: Eukaryota; Fungi; Ascomycota; Leotiomycetes; Thelebolales; Thelebolaceae
Exons: 2
Coding region: 1-891 (296 amino acids)
Cellular component (GO): cytoplasm
Molecular function (GO): phosphatase activity
Source: RefSeq, a predicted model, not a curated record
AUGACUACAAAUACUAUAAACUGGGGCCAAAUAACAGGCCCCAACAACUUCCUCCCACCCUCUCCUACCACUAUUUGUGACCCUUUUGACGAUAUCGACGACGUCAAUAUCGUCAAUAGCCCUCCCCCUCUACCCACCACUGCUGCUGCCAAUCCUCCUCUGCGGGCUGCCCGCCCAAGCCGCUGCCAGCCUGCCGAAACUCUCCACGCUCGUCUCGAUACUACGAUGAGAAUUUUGCUUCUGCGCCUCUGUAUAAGAGAUGCAGAGCUCUACUCCCGGGCCUCCCGGAAGACCUUCUGGAAGAAGGUCCAGAAAGACCUUUGCGAAGAGACUGGCCAAGAUCAUACGACCUUAGCCCGUCUUGUCGCAAAUCUUGUCAAGCGACGACGAGAAUGUAAGGAUGCCUCCGACUACUCCAUCCCCGACCCCGCCCUCACCAUCCUCGGCGCCAGUCUGCAAUGUGACACUCUCCGCACUGCCCUCAAGCAGCUCCCCCUAGAAAUUGACCUCAUCGUCUCCAGCCCCAUGCGGCGCACCCUCCAAACCACCACCAACGCCCUAGGCUGGCGCAUGGCGGAAGGCUGCCCCGCAAUCGCCCUCGCGGGGUUCCAAGAGAACUCCGCGAAGCCGUGCGACACUUGUUCUGACUCCACGGCCAUGGUGGCAGAGUGGCCGGCGUUCGAUUGGAGCGAGGUUGAUCCUGUUUUCCCGGCCAAGACGGGGCUGUAUGAGUUUUUGAAGGAGGCGUUGACGCGGAGAGGGGUGGAGGCGAGGAGGUGGUUGAGGGGGCGGAAGGAGAAGGUUGUUGCAGUUGUAUCGCAUGCAGGGUUCUUGAGGGUGGGUGUUAGCUAUUGCGCGCAAGGCGCGAGCGUGGUGAAGGUUGCAUCGUGA